This is a messenger RNA of Eriocheir sinensis (Chinese mitten crab), 1340 nucleotides long. RefSeq names its product adhesive plaque matrix protein-like. The record is from RefSeq and is a predicted model, not a curated record. The transcript is spliced from 3 exons. Lineage: Eukaryota; Metazoa; Arthropoda; Malacostraca; Decapoda; Varunidae. Gene Ontology annotation, cellular component: extracellular matrix. Bases 121 to 1065 code for a protein of 314 amino acids.
GAGAGAUGAGCAGGGGGGGAGAGGGGGGGAAAGGAGGGGGGAGGGAGGGCAUCACAGGUAUAUAUACAGGUAAGAGAACCUUCCCUCGGUACAUUCACCAUCACCACCACACCUGAAGCCAUGGGUGGGAUACAGCUGAGCGCCGUUUUCUUCGCGAUGGUGGCAUGUGUGGGCAGCUCCCCCGCCGGCCACUACUCCCCCAUCUACACACCCGCCCUCUACACACCCGUCUACUCCCCCUACCCUCCCCCGCCCCCCCAACACGUGCACUCCGGAUACCCCUCCGAGCCUGCCUACAAGCCCACACACCUGCACAAGCCUGUGACCUACAAGCCUGCCGUCUACAAGCCUGCCCCGUCUGCUCACAAGCCUGCAUUGCCCUACAAGCCUGUCCUCGGGAUUAAGCUUGAUGAUGACGAUGAUUAUGAAGAGGACCCCAAGCCCUACGCCUUCGACUACGGCGUGCGCGACGACUACACCGGCUCGCACUUCGGCCACAGGGAGAAGAGCAACGGGCGGGAGGUGAAGGGCUCGUACCAGGUGGCGCUCCCCGACGGCCGCCUGCAAAAGGUCACCUACACGGCCGACCACGAGAACGGCUUCCAGGCUGAGGUCACAUACGAGGGCCAGCCUGUGCACCCCUACAAGCCUGAGGGGAAAUUUGUGUUACCGGUUUAUGGGAAAUCCAGUUCCUUUUCCCCUCUUCCUUCUCUCCCGUCUCUUUCUCCUCCUUUCGCUUCCCAUUCCAAGCUUCAUUCCUCCUCUGUUCCUCUUCCUAUCCUCUCCGCUAAACCCUCUUCGAAACCUUCCUCUUCUUCCUAUAAAUCAAAGCCUGUUUCUCAUUCCUCCUCCUCCUCCUCCUCUUCUCGUCCUUCCUACAAAGCAAAGUCAUAUCCUCUCCCGUCUCAUCCUCCUCCUCCUCCUCCUCCUUCCUACUCUCCCGCCAAGACCGAUUAUAAGCCAUCUCUCUCCCUUCCCUCCCUUCCUCCUCCUCUUCCCUAUUACCCGGAAGAUGCUGUUUAUAAGCCGAUUUACGACUCCGAUCCGAUUUAUCAUUUUUAUUAAUUAGUUUUUGAAAAAGGUUCGUAGUUUUUUAGAUUUUUUGCCCGUUUCUUUUUUUUUUUACGUGUUUUAUCGUUGUAUUUCUCAUUGUUUGUUUGCUCUUUUUAAUCUCAGUUUUUGUUUUUCUUUCUUUUUACCUUUUCAUCAAUUUAUUUUAACUACUGUUUUAUCUCGCUUUCUCUACACGUUUAUUUUUUGUUAAUUUUUCAAUCUUUAUUUUAGCUUCUCUCUCUCUCUCUCUCUCUCUCUCUCUCUCUCUCUCUCUCUCUCUCUCUCUC